AUGGCGCUGGAGCGGGCGCUGCAGGCGGCGCGGCAGGGAGAUGUGGAGGCUCUGCGAGGGUUGCGAGCGGCUGGGCUGCUGCGAUCGGGGUUGCGGGACGCCCUGGGAGCCUCCCCCGCGCACCACGCCGCCCGCGCCGGCCGCCUAGCCUGUCUCCGGUACCUGGCGGUGGAGGCCGCGCUCCGAGGGGAUGCGCGGGCACGCAACGGAGCCACACCGGCCCACGAUGCCGCCGCCACCGGCAAUCUCGCCUGUCUCCAGUGGCUGCUCACGCAGGGGGGAUGCAGCGUGCAGGACACAGACAACUCCGGUGCCACCAUCCUACACCUAGCAGCCCGCUUCGGUCACCACGAGGUGAUCGACUGGCUCCUGCGUUUCGGGGGCAGCGACCCCACGGCGGCCACCAACACGGGAGCGCUGCCCGUCCACUAUGCCGCGGCCAAAGGGGAUUUCCCUUCCCUACGACUCCUCUUGGGACACUGCCCCAGCACGCUGAGUGCCCAGACCAAGACGGGGGCCACCCCUCUGUACCUCGCCUGCCAGGAGGGCCACCUGGAGAUCAUCCAGUACCUGGUGCAGGACUGUGGGGCUGAUCCUCAUGCACGUGCCCACGACGGCAUGACCCCACUGCAUGCCGCUGCCCAAAUGGGCCACAACACUGUCAUCGUCUGGCUGAUGAGCUUCACGACGGUGAGCCUGUCGGAGCGGGACGCUGAGGGGGCCACAGCCAUGCACUUCGCUGCCAGCCGUGGCCACGCCAAGGUGCUGAGCUGGCUGCUGCUGCACGGGGGGGAGAUCACUGCCGACAGCUGGGGUGGCACGCCACUGCAUGACGCUGCUGAGAACGGCGAGUUGGAGUGCUGCCAGAUCCUGGUGGUGAACGGUGCCGACCUCAGCGUCCGUGACCAGGAUGGCUACACGGCAGCCGACCUCGCCGACUACAACGGCCACAGCCAUUGUGCCCAGUACCUGCGCACCGUGGAGAACAUGAGCGUGGAGCACCGUGUGCUGUCCCGGGAUCCCUCAGCGGACGGGGAAUGCCGGCAGCCCGACUCGGGCAUGUCGUCGCCCAACACGACGGCAUCGGUGCCCCAGGCACGCUUUGAGGUCGGCUCCCCCGCCAGCACCCUCUCCAACUACGACUCCUGCAACUCUAGCCAGUCCAGCACCGGGGAGAAGAGGGGCGGCCCCGGGGCGGGAGUGCCCGAGCCGGCGCUGGCGGACAUGCAGGCCUACAUGGACAUGCUGGACCCAGAGAUGCGGCCGCGGGACCGGGGGUCGGCAAGCGAGGGCUCCCCUCCACCCCCACCCCCCGCUUUCCCCCCGCCCCCACCUCCCACUGCCCGACUGCCCCCGCCGCCCCCAGGCUACCCCGCACCCAUGCCCUCUGCUGCACCCCACACGGCCGACAUCUACGUGCGGGCCAAGAACAAUCUGCGGCACGUGGAGAGCCAGGCGCUGCGCCGAGAGCUGGCAUCGCGCGACAGCAGCCCCGAGGGCCUGCGCAGGGCCGAUUCUACCAGGAGGUCGAGGAACUUCGGCAAGCAGCCGAGCACCGGAGACUACUACAAGCAGCUGGGACACAGAGUGGGGGAGCAGCCUGGCCUGCAGCGAAUGGCGCACAGUGAGGAGGUGAGCACCCGGCCUCGCACCCACGGCCAGCAUGUGGUUCGGCGGCACCCCAAGCCUGGCACCGAACUGCCGCCCCCACCACCCCCUCCGCCGCUGCCCGAUGCCGGCUGCCCGCCACCCCCACCCCCACCUCCGCUGGCCGAGACCCCUGCCGGUCCCCGCCGUUCCUCCUCCUCCACGGGAAGAGGAAAGGCGCUCAGGCAGAUGAAGAGCACCAAAUCCUUCAACAUGAUGUCCCCCACUGGCGACAACUCGGAGCUGCUGGCUGAGAUCAAAGCUGGGAAGAGCCUCAAGCCGACACCGCAGAGCAAAGGCUUCACCACAGUCUUCUCCGGCAGCGGCCAGGCAGGGGCUAAUGCAGAGUCACCGGUGUCCUCCCCAUCACCCACCAGAACGCCCACCCCGCCGGCCAUCCCCGAGGCUGCUGGGCCGCCACGCUGCCUGGCAGGGGGCUCGCCAGAGCCGGUGCUGAAUGGAAGCUCACCGAUGCCAGCGGCGGGCGUCGGGGCAGCAGCGGAGGUGGAGGCACUGUUGCCUAGCCACGAUGAGCAGGGCCGACCCAUCCCCGAGUGGAAGCGGCAGGUGAUGGUGCGCAAGCUGCAGCUCCGCAUGCAGGAGGAAGAGGAGCAGCGGCGUAAGGAGAAGGAGGAGGAGGCGCGCCUGGCCAGCAUGCCAGCCUGGAGGAGGGACAUCCUACGCAAGAAGCUGGAGGAGGAGAGGGAGCAGAAACGGAAAGAGCAAGAAAAGCUGAAACGGGAGGAGGAGGAGAAAGAGAAGGAGCAGUCGGAAAAGCUAAGGACUCUCGGGUACGAUGAGACAAAGCUGGCACCCUGGCAGCGGCAGAUCAUCCUCAAGAAGGGGGACAUAGCCAAGCAUUAG
Indicator indicator is the source of this 2511-nucleotide messenger RNA. It is a transcript of the gene ESPN, whose product is annotated as espin. The transcript is spliced from 15 exons. Lineage: Eukaryota; Metazoa; Chordata; Aves; Piciformes; Indicatoridae. Gene Ontology annotation, cellular component: cytoplasm. Gene Ontology annotation, biological process: actin filament bundle assembly. The record is from RefSeq and is a predicted model, not a curated record. Gene Ontology annotation, molecular function: actin filament binding. The coding region runs from base 1 to 2511 and encodes 836 amino acids.